Molecule: messenger RNA, 1351 nt
Organism: Anguilla rostrata (American eel)
Lineage: Eukaryota; Metazoa; Chordata; Actinopteri; Anguilliformes; Anguillidae
Product: tripartite motif-containing protein 16-like
Exons: 4
Coding region: 1-927 (308 amino acids)
Molecular function (GO): protein binding
Source: RefSeq, a predicted model, not a curated record
AUGAGUUGGAUCGACGGAUUCAAACCUGCAACCCCAGGCUCUGCCCUCCCUUCCUCCCCUUCUGGCCUCACGUUGCACUGUGAGCCUUCACAUGAACAAAACCCUGUGGGGCUCAAUCCCACUGAGCCACACUGUGGAGAACUGGGACGACUGGAGCAGCAGAUUGCUGAGCUGAGGAGGAGAGAUGCUGGGCUGGAGCAGCUUUCACACACAGAGGACCACAUCCAGUUCCUCCUGAGCUGGCAGUCUUUCUGUGUCCCUUCUGGACCUGAAGACCUUCCCAGCAUCACUGUCAGUCCACACGUCUCUUUUGAGGCUCUGAGGAAAUCUGUCUCUGAACUGAAAGAGCGACUGGAGGAUUUCUGGAGGAAGGUGGAACUGGUCAAAAUUUCUGAAUUAGAUUCCUGUCACCUCACACUGGACCCCAACACAGCACACAGAGACCUCCCUCUGUCUGAGGGGAACAGAGAGGUGACCUAUAUACAAAGGAGCUGGUCAUAUCCUGAUCAUCCAGAGAGAUUUGACUACUGGGCCCAAGUGCUGUGCAGAGAGGGUCUGUCUGGACGCUGUUACUGGGAGGCUGAGUGGAAUGGGCUUGGGGUUUAUAUAGCAGUGUCAUAUAAAGAGAUCAGCAGGAAAGGAGAGGGUUAUGACUGUGUUCUGGGAUGUAAUAACAAGUCCUGGAGAUUGCGCUGUAAUGCCACCAGUUGCUCUUUCAGUCACAGUAAUGCGAGCAUUGAAAUCUCUGUUCCCCCCUACUCCAGAAUAGGGGUGUACCUGGAUCACAGGGCAGGAACUCUGUCCUUCUACAGCAUCUCUGACACAAUGACCCUCGUGCACAGAGUCCAGACCACAUUCACUCAGCCCCUCUAUCCUGGGUUUUGGGUUGAUUUAGGAUCUUCUGUAAAACUGUAUGAUCUGGGAUGAGAGAGAGGGAAGACUGGCUGUAAUUAGAGGUAGAGAAAAACACUGCAGUGAGAUUGUGUUCAUUUUUUGUAUGUGUAAAAGGUGUAAGGUGCAAUUUUGACUACUCUAACCACCACAUUGAAUCUUUGUCUCUUCAUUCUGGACUAUUGUAAUUCCACUGGCACGCACUGGUGGAGUCAUUAGUAUCACAAGCUGUAAAUGGCAGCUGGAAAGACAACACAGCAGGCCCACAGCAACCUUCAAGACAUGGGACAGCAGUCUCACAACCUCCUUAUGGGAAAGAAGAGCCCGUGCAUGCGCGUUUUUUUUUGAUUUCGGUUUUUUUUUUUCUCUGAAGUUUUGGUUGCCAUAUUGGCCAUUCAUUUGUUCUGGAAGAUUUCUUUUGUUUUGUGUUUUUGGGUGAAUAAAAGGGGGUAAGCCAGCA